This is a messenger RNA of Pseudozyma flocculosa PF-1, 2985 nucleotides long. RefSeq lists its product as uncharacterized. The record is from RefSeq and is a predicted model, not a curated record. The coding region runs from base 1 to 2985 and encodes 994 amino acids. Gene Ontology annotation, biological process: carbohydrate phosphorylation; N-glycan processing to lysosome. The transcript has a single exon. Gene Ontology annotation, cellular component: Golgi apparatus. Lineage: Eukaryota; Fungi; Basidiomycota; Ustilaginomycetes; Ustilaginales; Ustilaginaceae. Gene Ontology annotation, molecular function: UDP-N-acetylglucosamine-lysosomal-enzyme N-acetylglucosaminephosphotransferase activity; calcium ion binding.
AUGCCCCCGACAAAGGCCUACGACAGCCCCGAGCUACCGCACGCCGACCUCGACACACGGCAUCUGCUCGAACACGGUGACCAGGCCGGUCUUCCCUCGUACUACUACAAUCAGUACGGCCAUCAGCCACCGCCACGACGAGGUCUUCGCGAUCUCGAAGAGGCCGACGCCAAGGAGUACUCGGGCGACCACCUCGACCGCCUCCGAUCCCCUCACCGGCCCUCACUGCCGAAACCGCUUCGGGAGCGGACGCAAACAUGGGCGCACAGACCGUUGGUGCCGCCAAGGAUCAGGCGGUGGGCUGCGGCCGGUCUUCUGACCGUGACGCUCGGUACAACAUUCUUCCUGGUCGGCAAGUUGACUGUGAGCCGGUCAGCGCGUAUUGCCGACUCUGCCAUCGCAAUCGGUGAGGUCGCGCAGCAAGGCCAGUCGAGCCACAAGACCGGACAGCGUCCGCCAUCACCUGUCGGCGCGACCAGCUCUCCCGUCCCGGCCAGCUACGAGGAAAGCAUCGAGGAGCUGUCGACCUUCAUCCCGCCAAAAAGCUCGCCCUACCGUCGCAAGCUACCGCCCAUCCGGUCGCAGCUGCCUCUGACCGACUCGGACGAGUGCCUGGAAGCCUGGCUCGCGCGCGGCCACCUCUGCGACAGCCUGCAAGGCAUCUACGCCGACGAUGCCGUCGCCAAUCGGGAGGCAAACGGUCAUCGCAUGACCGACAUCGACGUCGUCUACACCUGGGUCAAUGGAUCGGAUUGGCGCCACGCCAGCGCCAAGCGAGCCUACCGGAAACAGACAGAUGCCGCCGCCGCGGCCGCCACCGCCCCCGCUCCCGCUUCCGAACGCGACAAGCGUGACGGUGUCAACAACGACGAGAAUCGCUUCCGAGACCACCACGAGCUCAAGUACUCUAUGCGCUCGGCUGCAGCGCACCUCCGGACCCUGGGCGACAUCCACGUCAGCUCGCCGGACUACGCCCUGGCGGAGGGGGAGGAUGAGGCGCGCAGCGACAAGUCCAUCACGUCUGACCUAUUUCGAGGCGAGGAUGGCGUGCUUCGCCCGGGCCAGAUCCCCGACUGGCUAGCAAGCUCGUCUACCAACCCCUUUGUCUUGACAGGCUCCUCGGCCGAGCGGACCGAUGUUGCUGCCUCGAUGAGGGCGGAGACGACGGUCCAUUUCCACCACGACUGGACCACGUUCCGACCCAACUGGGCGCUGACGCCCGAAGCCGCGGUGCAGAGCGAGCAGCGGAGGCGCCAGCAGGUGCUAUACAAGCGCGAGUCGCUGCCGACGUUCAACUCGAUGGCCAUCGAGGCGAUGCUCGGUGGCGAGCCCAAUCUCUCGGAGCACUUCAUCUACUCGAACGACGACUUUUUCUUCUUUGACGACGUCACCACCGGCGACUUUUACACGCCCCUCUAUGGCGCCGUCUUCCGCAUCGACCCGCACAUCAAGGUUGCUGGCAAGUCGGACCCGAGCUUCUCGCAGGGCGAGUGGUCGUCGCUCGAGCACACCAACUGGAUCCUGGACCAGCGGUUCGGGAAGCGCCAGCGGCCGUACAUCGUCCACCUGCACCGCAGCUUCUCGCUACCGUUGCUCAUCGAGUCCAGGCUCAUGUUUGCCAAGGAGAUCCACGAGAGUGCGCGCAUGCGCUUCAGGGACAGCGGCCAGAAUAUCGUCACGCAGUACCUGGCGUACCACACGACCAUAGAGCGGCAUCGCGAAGCGUUGCUGUGGAGCUUCUUCGUGCUGCGCCUCGACGCAGACGGAGACGGCAUCGUCUCGGAGGCAGAGUGGCGCCAGGCUAUGGCCGAGAUGGGCCGCACUGACGCCGAUGUACCGACCGACGCGAGGCAGGGCGGCCCAUCGCAACGUCGCUCGGACGGCGCCGUCAAGGUGUACAUGCCACCGCGGACCACGCUGGAGGUCGGGCGCGCCAACUCGAAUCUCUUGGAGGCCGGCUGGCCUGUCCCGCUCAAGACGCAGUACAUUUUCACCUCGCACGAUGGAUACCCCCUCGCCCACAUCAGCGACGGCAUUGUCCCGAGCCGGCGGCGGUCUGUCGCACACGACGACGACAGUGCUGCCGACGGGGCGAAACCGUCGACGCCGCAGCGGCGAGGAUUGUCGUCCCAGUGGCCCGAUUUCACGCCGACUUCGAUCGCAGCGGGCAAGGCGCGGCACACGCCCGCCUGCGUGCUAAACCUCGAUCGGUGCUUCGUCUCCCUGGCCAAGGCUCAGCAGGGCGACGCGACGUGGGUCGACGUUUUCAAAGCGUUUACCUUCGACCGGGUCCAGUGCGGCGACUGCCUCAUCUACCAGCUGAUGCGCGCCAGCGGUCGCCGAGGCAUCGAUGCCUUUCUCCCGCCGCGAGAUCGCAAGGUCCACUACCGCCGGCAAGAGGCGUGGAGACACGAUGAACCACGCGGCGUAGCGCACCUCCCGCUCUCGCCUUUCUGGGACGAGGCGGCGUCGUCGACCGCUUCGGCGGCUGGCGAGUCGUUUGAGGCGUCGUGCUUUACGCCGGCGUGCGUGUUGGAGUCGUCGCGGUGGGCACCCGGCUCGUCGGCGCGCACGUUUGCGCUGCACCUGGUCCAGCGCUACUCUUACGUGAUUGGCGAGUCGCCGAUCCGCUUCGAGAUGCUGCGCAAGGACGACCAGGCCAGCGGCGUCUUUGCCGACCUGGAACGGCAGAGCCGCCGUGCCCGCGCCGAAGAGCGCUUCACACCCACCGCCAGCGCCGUUUCGGCUGGCACUGGCACCUCGGAAGGCGACGGCGGCGGCGGCGACGGUGGCGGUGACGUGGUGAGGGGUGGGCGAUGGUUGCUGCCGCUGGUCGAGUCGCAGGAAAAGGUGGAUCUGGGUCGCGAUGCGCUCGUGUGCUUCAACGAUGAUCUCGAGGAUGCGAGCAUGGCCCGCGUCGAUCGCAGGAUGAAGGACUUCUUCCAUGCCAUGUGGCCCGCGCGCGAGAGGUGGGAGAGGUACUAA